GGGGCCACCCGAGGCCCCGAGGCUCCGCCCACCUCCCAGGCCGGGGUCGGCCCGAGCGGCGGCGCUAGGACCCGGCGGGCCGCGGGUGCGGCGGGGCCUGGGCGGCCUGAAGAGCGCGGACCCCAGCGCUCGGCUCCCGGCACCAUGUGAGGGGACUCGGGGGCCGCGGGGGGCCGGGCGCUCCCCGCCGGAGAUGAGGAAACUGAGGCUCAGAGAGGUCACAUGGCUUGCUCGAGGCCCCCCAGCCAGUAAGUGGUGAAACCGGGAUUCGCAGUGGCACCUGACAUGCUGCACUGACAUGGCCUUCUCAGAGCAGGAUUGUGACGGGUCGGACCAGGGGGACGGUGGUCCUGGCUGAGGGCACAGCUCGGGCAAAGGUGUGAACCCACAUCCCUGCUCCCAGGGCCACCUGCAGGACGCCGACACCUACCCCUCAGCAGACGCAGGAGAGAAAUGAGUAGCAACAAAGAACAGCGGUCAGCAGUGUUCGUGAUCCUGUUUGCCCUCAUCACCAUCCUCAUCCUCUACAGCUCCAACAGUGCCAAUGAGGUCUUCCAUUACGGCUCCCUGCGGGGCCGUAGCCGCCGGCCUGUCAACCUCAAGAAGUGGAGCAUCACUGAUGGCUAUGUCCCCAUUCUCGGCAACAAGACGCUGCCCUCUCGGUGCCACCAAUGUGUGAUUGUCAGCAGCUCCAGCCACCUGCUAGGCACCAAGCUGGGCCCUGAGAUUGAGCGGGCUGAGUGUACAAUCCGCAUGAAUGACGCACCCACCACGGGCUACUCAGCCGAUGUGGGCAACAAGACCACCUACCGCGUAGUGGCCCAUUCCAGUGUGUUCCGCGUGCUGCGGAGGCCCCAGGAGUUCGUCAACAGGACCCCUGAAACCGUGUUCAUCUUCUGGGGGCCCCCGAGCAAGAUGCAGAAGCCCCAGGGCAGCCUCGUGCGUGUGAUCCAGCGGGUGGGCCUGGCGUUCCCCAACGUGGAAGCCUAUGCCGUCUCUCCCGGCCGCAUGCGCCAAUUUGACGACCUCUUCCGGGGUGAGACGGGCAAGGACAGGGAGAAGUCUCAUUCGUGGUUGAGCACAGGCUGGUUUACCAUGGUGAUCGCGGUGGAGUUGUGUGACCACGUACACGUCUAUGGCAUGGUCCCUCCCAACUACUGCAGCCAGCGGCCUCGCCUCCAGCGCAUGCCCUACCACUACUACGAGCCCAAGGGGCCGGAUGAGUGUGUCACCUACAUCCAGAAUGAGCACAGCCGCAAGGGCAACCACCACCGCUUCAUCACCGAGAAGAGGGUCUUCUCAUCGUGGGCCCAGCUGUACGGCAUCACCUUCUCCCACCCCUCCUGGACCUAGGCCAACCCAGCCUGUGGGACCUCAUGAGGGUCAGAGGAGAUGCGGCCUCUGCCCAGCUGCUGGGCCAGAGAUCAUUUUCUGGCCAAUCAAGGCUCACUGGAGUGUCUCCCAGCCAAUCGGGGCCUUGAGGAGGAUGUAUUCAGCCAAUCAGGGCCUUGAGGAGGAUGUAUUCUCCAGCCAAUCAGGGCCUGGGGAAUCCGUUGGCCAAUCAGGGAUUUGGGAGUCUAUGUGAUUAAUCAGGGGUGUCUUUCUUGUGCAGUCAGGGUCUGAGCACAGUCAAUCAGGGUAGAGGGGUAUUUCUGAGUCAAUCUGAGGCUAAGGACAUGUCCUUUCCCAUGAGGCCUUGGUUCAGAGCCCCAGGAAUGGACCCCCCCAAUCACUCCCCACUCGGCUGGGACAAUGGGGUCCUGUCCCAAGGAGCUGAGAACUUGGUGUCACCCCUCAAGUCCUAGCACCAGAAAGUGAUUGUGUGGGUGUAGAAGCUGUUUGGAGGCUAGGCCAGAGAAUUUGUGAAGUUGUGGAGGUUGUGGGGGCAGUAAGGAGGUCCCAGAAGUGGGAGGCUGGCGUCCAGGUCUUGGCUUUGCUCUGAGUGACCUUGGACAAACCCUUUCCCCUCUCUGGGUAUUCUUCUGCCCACGCCAGGUUCCAGUGUGGAGUCUGAAACCCUUUCCACCUCCGCUGCAAGCACCCUUGGGUCUGUCCUUUCCAUGUGGGCCCCCACCCCCAUUCAUUAUCCCUUGCUGGGAGGCUCAGCUCUUUGGGGUGUCUGGGGUUACCUUCCCCACCUCCUGGAAAACUGUAGGGUAUUUUUGCGCAAACUCCUCCAGGGUCAGGGGACUCUGAAGGGAACAGGACAAACCUUAAGCUGUUUUCUUAGCCCCUCAGCCAGCUGCCAUUAGCUUGGUCUUAAAGGGUUAGGUCUCCUUUUCUGCCCUCCAGCAGGGAGGUUUUCCUACUGUUGGAGGUGCCUUUGGGGCUGUCCCUUCAUCUGGAGCCACUGGGGGCUUCCAAGGGUUUCCCCUGACCUCCUGUCGUCCUGGGAUGGCUGCCAUGAGCUGUGUCGCCUGGGUUCUGUCCUCUGGCUCUGUAUCAGGCACUUUAUUAAAGCUGGGCUUCAGUGGAAUGUGUUUGUCUCCUGCUCUUCUGCAGCCUGAAAGGGAAAGGCUUCAGGAGAAGGCCAGCAGCUAGCCAUUGCACACUGGGGUGAUGGGUGGGGGCGGCGACUGCCCCAGACUUGGUUUUGUAAUGAUUUGUACAGGAAUAAACACACCUAUGCUCUGGC
Callithrix jacchus (white-tufted-ear marmoset) is the source of this 2635-nucleotide messenger RNA. It is a transcript of the gene ST6GALNAC6, whose product is annotated as ST6 N-acetylgalactosaminide alpha-2,6-sialyltransferase 6. Gene Ontology annotation, molecular function: alpha-N-acetylgalactosaminide alpha-2,6-sialyltransferase activity. The record is from RefSeq and is a predicted model, not a curated record. NCBI's taxonomy places the organism in Eukaryota, Metazoa, Chordata, Mammalia, Primates, Cebidae. Gene Ontology annotation, biological process: oligosaccharide metabolic process; ganglioside biosynthetic process.